Messenger RNA from Coprinopsis cinerea okayama7#130, 803 nucleotides. RefSeq names its product glyoxalase/bleomycin resistance protein/dioxygenase. The coding region runs from base 93 to 596 and encodes 167 amino acids. Lineage: Eukaryota; Fungi; Basidiomycota; Agaricomycetes; Agaricales; Psathyrellaceae. The transcript is spliced from 2 exons. The record is from RefSeq and is a predicted model, not a curated record.
CCCACCAUAAUCGAUUGGGUAGCUCAAAGCCACAUUUGACCUUUGUGUGAAACCAUUCAAGUCGCUCAAGUUACUCCCAAACAAGAAUCAAGAUGCCUAUCGGACAUAUUGGGCUGAACACCCCGGACCUCGAGAAGAUGCACAAGUUCUAUCUGGCAGCGCUCAAACCGCUGGGCUACGUUCAGAAGCUUGAAUUCGCAGACGGCCUUGUCAGGGGCUAUGGCCCUCAAUACUGUGCACCAGACUUCUGGCUGUCGUCCACGAAACUUGCGAAGUCGCAGGACGGCAAGGUCGACCAAUCUGGUACCGGUUUCUUACACCUGGCAUUCAGCGCACGGACCAGGAACCAGGUUAGGGCGUUCUACGACGCUGCAAUUGCUGCUGGUGCAACGUGUAACGGUCCUCCAGGACCGCGUCCCCAGUACUUCUUCACCUACUACGGCGCUUUCGUGCUUGAUCCCGAGGGCAGGAACAUUGAAGCCGUUUGCAUGAAGCCAGCCUUUUGGGGCGAGGAGUGGGGUUGGGGACUGUAUUUCACUCUCAUUGGAACCCUUUUUGCAGCAGCUGCAUGGUGGUUCGAAAGGAUCCCCCUUUGAAUACAUAUCCUCGCGAGCUACUAGGAUUGCUAUGAUCUACGAGAAAACAUGUCGUUCAAACGCUGAUAUCUACCGAUGGACUUUAGUUUAUAGUAUGCAUCGCCAGUAACUACCUCAUUCGCCACGUCACUGUACAUAGAUCUGCCUCAGGCGAACAGCACCCAAAGAAACUAUAGGAAACCUAUGAAUACAAACUGGUGUGGAACA